Molecule: messenger RNA, 3717 nt
Organism: Photinus pyralis (common eastern firefly)
Lineage: Eukaryota; Metazoa; Arthropoda; Insecta; Coleoptera; Lampyridae
Gene: pea
Product: ATP-dependent RNA helicase DHX8
Exons: 9
Coding region: 46-3642 (1198 amino acids)
Biological process (GO): mRNA splicing, via spliceosome; spliceosomal complex disassembly
Cellular component (GO): intracellular anatomical structure; catalytic step 2 spliceosome
Molecular function (GO): ATP binding; RNA binding; RNA helicase activity
Source: RefSeq, a predicted model, not a curated record
AAGUGAAAUAAAUAAACAUUUCCGAUUUUUCGAUCUUGUUCCAAAAUGAAUGAAUUGGAAAAACUAGAACACUUGUCUUUGGUUUCUAAGGUGUGCACAGAGUUGGAAAAUCAUCUGGGAAUUAACGAUAAGGACUUGGCUGAAUUUAUAAUUCAUCUAUCGAAAAAACAUAGUACGUUGGAAGAUUUUAAAAAAGUACUCGCUGAGAAUGGGGCCGAAUUUUCAGAGUCUUUCUCUGCAAACCUACUCAGAAUCAUUCAGCACAUGAAUCCGGAUAAAAGCAACGACAUAAUUAUCUCCACGCCGCAUACAGAUGAAUUGUCAAAAAAAUUCCCCGGUCUGGCUUUGCCGAAUAAAGCGCCCGUCGAGCUUCCGCCGCCCGAAAUCAAGGAGGAGAAAAUAAGCGAUUCUGAAAUAGUUGACGAUUUGAUGGCGCAGUUUGAGGCACAGGCGCCGUCGAAAUCGACGGUGCCGGACGAGAAAAGCGUUAAGAAUGAGAAACGCAGUCGUAGUCGCGAUCGUGAAAAGCGCAGCCGUAGAAGCAGAAGUAGGGAACGGGAUAGGCAUCGUCGCAGGUCGCGAAGUCGCAAUAGACAUCGAGAUCGUUACAGGGAUAAGAGGGAUAGGUCCAGGGACAGAUCUGGUCAUCGCAGGAAUAGGUCUAGAGAUCGCCAUAGGAGUAGAUCCAGAGAUCGUAGUAGGUCACGGGAUCGGAAAAUCUACGAGAAGAAAAUCAAACGGGAGAGUCCCGAAAUUGAUGACGAUCCAACUCCCGGAAAUAUUUACAAUGGCAAGGUGGCCAAUAUAGUACCGUUUGGAUGUUUUGUCCAAAUGGAAGGCUUGAAGAGACGCUGGGAAGGGCUGGUGCAUAUAUCACAAUUGAGAGCCGAAGGAAGAGUGACUAACGUGUCUGAAGUAGUUUCCCGAGGCAACAAAGUCAAGGUUAAGGUGUUGUCCGUGACCGGUCAGAAGGUUUCGUUGUCAAUGAAAGAGGUAUGCCAAUUCACAGGGAAGGACUUGAAUCCACUUUCUCACGCAACCCAAGAACGCGAAGACAAGGAUCGAAAUCCAGACCGACCCACUUACAAUUCGACCUCCGUUUUACGGUUACCCUUAGGCAUUGAGGAGGACGAUGAGAGCUCGCGUAAAAGAGUGACCCGAAUAUCCAGCCCCGAAAGAUGGGAAAUAAAACAGAUGAUCUCGUCCGGAUGCAUCGAUAAAAGCGAACUGCCCGACUUUGACGACGAAACCGGUUUAUUACCCAAGGAGGAGGAUGGAGAAGCCGACAUCGAAAUUGAGCUAGUCGAAGAAGAGCCGCCGUUUCUUCAGGGGCACGGCAGAGCAGUGCACGAUCUCAGUCCCGUUAGAAUUGUUAAAAAUCCUGAUGGUUCACUUGCCCAAUCGGCUAUGAUGCAGUCGGCGCUCGCCAAAGAGAGACGCGAGCAAAAAAUGUUACAACGGGAACAUGAAAUGGAAUCGCUGCCCUCUGGUUUAAAUAAGAAUUGGAUCGAUCCGUUGCCUGAAGCCGAUCGUGCUUUGGUUGCAAAUAUGAGAGGAAUAGGACUUCAGUCCCAAGACCUCCCCGAAUGGAAAAAACACGUAAUCGGUGGUAAAAAGUCUUCAUUUGGUAAAAAAACCAAUAUGACAAUAAUCGAACAAAGACAGUCGCUCCCUAUUUACAAGCUACGUGAGGAAUUAAUCAAAGCGGUGACGGAUAAUCAAAUCUUAAUCGUAAUUGGAGAAACUGGUAGCGGCAAAACGACGCAGAUCACGCAGUACUUAGCGGAGUCGGGAUUUACGGCGAGGGGAAAGAUUGGAUGUACGCAACCUCGUCGUGUCGCCGCGAUGUCCGUGGCGAAACGGGUCGCCGAGGAAUUUGGUUGUCGGUUAGGUCAAGAAGUUGGGUACACGAUUCGUUUUGAGGAUUGCACAAGUCCCGAAACGGUUAUAAAGUACAUGACAGACGGUAUGUUACUGCGCGAGUGCUUAAUGGAUUUGGAUCUUAAAAGCUACUCAGUCAUCAUGUUGGAUGAGGCACACGAGCGUACCAUUCACACGGACGUUUUAUUCGGUCUACUAAAGCAAGCAGUAACAAAGCGCCCCGAACUUAAAUUAAUAGUAACUUCGGCUACGUUAGACGCCGUGAAAUUUUCUCAAUAUUUCUUUGAAGCUCCCAUUUUUACAAUUCCCGGACGUACAUUCCCCGUGGAGGUGUUGUACACCAAGGAACCGGAAACUGAUUAUUUAGACGCGAGCUUAAUAACAGUCAUGCAGAUACACUUGCGCGAACCACCCGGCGAUAUUCUAUUGUUUUUAACGGGCCAAGAAGAAAUCGAUACGGCGUGCGAGAUCUUGUACGAACGAAUGAAGUCCCUAGGCCCGGACGUUCCCGAACUAAUCAUUCUUCCAGUGUACUCUGCUUUACCGUCGGAAAUGCAGACGAGAAUUUUCGAACCCGCCCCGCCCGGCAGUCGCAAGGUGGUAAUUGCGACAAAUAUUGCCGAAACCUCGCUGACGAUCGAUGGAAUUUUUUACGUGGUUGAUCCUGGAUUUGUAAAACAAAAAGUGUAUAAUUCGAAGACUGGUAUGGAUUCGCUAGUUGUCACACCAAUAUCGCAGGCACAGGCAAAGCAAAGGGCGGGUAGAGCUGGACGUACCGGGCCGGGCAAGUGUUACAGGUUAUACACGGAACGGGCUUACCGAGAUGAAAUGUUGCCCACUCCCGUACCUGAAAUUCAACGUACGAACUUGGCGACCACUGUGCUUCAACUGAAAACGAUGGGAAUCAACGACCUAUUGCAUUUCGACUUUAUGGACGCCCCACCUGUCGAAUCUUUGAUCAUGGCGUUGGAACAGUUACAUUCCCUUUCGGCACUCGAUGAUGAAGGUUUACUAACAAGGCUAGGGAGACGGAUGGCGGAAUUUCCUUUAGACCCGAACCUCUCCAAGAUGUUAAUUAUGUCAGUCGCCCUACAAUGCUCCGAUGAAAUUCUUACAAUAGUCAGUAUGCUUUCGGUGCAAAAUGUCUUUUACCGUCCGAAAGACAAGCAGGCGCUCGCCGAUCAGAAGAAGGCCAAGUUUAAUCAACCGGAAGGCGAUCAUUUAACACUCCUAGCCGUCUACAACAGUUGGAAGAAUAACAAAUUUUCAAACGCGUGGUGUUACGAAAACUUCGUACAAAUUAGGACCUUGAAACGAGCGCAAGACGUCCGCAAGCAACUGUUGGGAAUAAUGGAUCGUCACAAGCUGGACGUCGUGUCGUGCGAGAAGAACACAGUGCGAGUUCAGAAGGCGGUUUGUUCGGGAUUUUUUAGGAAUGCCGGGAAGAAAGAUCCUCAGGAAGGUUAUCGUACAUUAGUCGACAGUCAAGUGGUCUACAUCCAUCCUUCAAGCGCGCUCUUUAACAGACAGCCUGAGUGGGUCAUAUACCACGAGUUGGUCCAAACGACAAAGGAAUACAUGCGAGAAGUAACAACAAUCGAUCCAAAGUGGCUGGUGGAGUUUGCACCUGCUUUCUUUAAAUUCUCCGAUCCGACUAAGCUUAGCAAGUUUAAGAAGAAUCAGAGAUUGGAACCGUUGUAUAAUAAGUAUGAAGAGCCAAAUGCGUGGAGAAUAUCACGAGUUCGAAGACGUAGAAAUUAAGUUUUUUAUUUAAUUUAUUAUAUCGUGUAAAUACUAGACCAAUUAAGAAUUACAGAAAUUAUUGGACUGUUUUUA